AUGGCUGCCACGCUACCACUGGAGCUACUCAUCCAGAUAGCAACCUUUCUCAAGAGUACAGGCGCACCCCUCACUCCGUGUGUGACUGUCUGUCGCCGCUGGCAAGCAGCAUUCGAGCCGUUGGUCUACCGCGAAGUGCACGUCUACACCACCGAUGACCUUGAGGAAGUCAGCCCAGGUCGUGCACUUUUCCUGGCAAACCUCGAUCGGAUCACAUCCAGUGCAGGAAUUUCUCGACGAGCUUGGAUUCGGCAACUAAGAUGUCAUCUGGUUAUUCCAUAUGAGCUACCCGACUGGCAGGCAAUUCAGCUGGAAGAUUAUUCCACCGAUAACGAAGUCCGAAGAGCCAACGACCAUGCCUUCCAGUCCGGUAUCAUCGCCCUCUUCACAACGCUUAGUGACUGGGACCCAGGUCUUCGCCUCACCGUGCAACUAACGAUCUUGGGUCAAGAAGAGAUGCUCGAGCCACACACAGACCACGAUACAUUUACUGGACAGGAUACCUGGGACUUGCAAGACGGAGAGACAUUGGCUGUUCCUCUUUACCGUGCUUCGUUUGGUGACAGUGACCCAUCCAUGCUCCCAGUUGUCCCAUGUAUCAACCGACUCUGGUUCAUUGAAGACUGUGGCGAACCUGCGUUCCACCUUGCUCCUGAUAUUUGGGAAGGCGCGGCCAUGCAAAUUGCUCGAAAAUGCUCCACCAUGUCCACACUGUGCCUCAGCAUGGAAGAGCGUAUCAAGCCAGAUCAUUUGAACUAUAUCCAGGCCGGCAAGUGGGUUACUCUUCCGCUCCCCGAGCGACAAGCGAAGCUCGAUGCGAUUGAGGACUGGACAGCCUUUAUCCGUGACGAGGACGAGGGAGAUGAAGACCGUGAACUCUUGGAUACUGAGCAUUUCCAGCGAGUCCUCAUUUCCCUCGGCCAUGCUGCCCGUCGGAUGCCCAAGCUGACCGCACUGAACUUUCCGAUCGAGGGCAACCCUGAUUUUGAUCUUCUUGUGGAAUUCACCCCCUACGAACGUGCACAGCUGCUCUUGUACUCUGAACUUCGACCUGAUAACGAGCUGCUGCGGCUUGGAGUUGUCCAUUCGAGAGCCUCCCUGCGCUUGUGGGAAGUUGGAGGGGCCUGA
Molecule: messenger RNA, 1128 nt
Organism: Aspergillus aculeatus ATCC 16872
Lineage: Eukaryota; Fungi; Ascomycota; Eurotiomycetes; Eurotiales; Aspergillaceae
Product: F-box protein
Exons: 2
Coding region: 1-1128 (375 amino acids)
Molecular function (GO): protein binding
Source: RefSeq, a predicted model, not a curated record